Laccaria bicolor S238N-H82 is the source of this 2178-nucleotide messenger RNA. RefSeq lists its product as uncharacterized. Gene Ontology annotation, molecular function: cysteine-type endopeptidase activity. The record is from RefSeq and is a predicted model, not a curated record. The transcript has 7 exons. Gene Ontology annotation, biological process: proteolysis. NCBI's taxonomy places the organism in Eukaryota, Fungi, Basidiomycota, Agaricomycetes, Agaricales, Hydnangiaceae. Bases 1 to 2178 code for a protein of 725 amino acids.
AUGUUUCUCUCCUGGGUGAAUGUAACCGUCUCCAGCUAUGUCGACCUUCUUUGGUACUUGACCUCAAAGCCCGUCGAAAAAAAAACCGACGAUAAGCCCCAGCUUCAGCUGGCAGCGAAAUCCGGGCUUUUUGGGAAACUUUUCAAGCCUACCAGCACUCGCAAACCAGGUGAUGACGUGCCUCCGCCAGUGGUCAUUCCUGCUUCGGGGGGUCGGCCCCGUCUCUAUGCUCUCAUCAUCGGCAUAAAUAACUAUGAUCACCAAAGGAAACUUCACGGCGCAGUUCCCGACGCUGACGCCAUCAAAGAUUACCUCGUCAACGAGCUAAAGGUUCCUGAGGGGCAGAUUGUUAACCUUCGAAACAGCGAGGCGUCUCGUACCGCUAUCAUUGAUGCCUUCAAUAGAUUGCGGGAUCACCCCGAUAUCAAGGAGGACGAUCCGAUUCUCAUUUACUAUGCUGGCCAUGGGGGUACUCUAUCGGCGCCGCCAGGCUGGGAAUCGGGGAGUGGUGCCAAAAUACAAACCAUAGUCCCACAAGAUUAUGACCCCACCGAAGGCAAGGAGGUUUACCCCAUCCCGGAUCGCACGAUCGGUGGUCUGAUUGACGGGAUAGCAAAUAAGAAAGGGAACAAUAUCACUGUUGUCUUUGACUGCUGCCACUCUGGUUCAGGCACCCGAGAUGACGAAGCAGAAGAACAUGAGCGGUUCACGCGCGCAGCUGAUUUCACGAUUCCAGGAAAGCCGGUUGACGUUACGAUUUCGAUUCCCAAGGAUCUCGAUCUACCCAUCUGGCAGAAAGAUUCAGCAACUCGUGGAGCCAGAGUACCGGUCGGUUUCGUUAACAAGGGCGUGCGGUCGCACAUUCUUCUCGCUGCUUGUAGUGCGGAUGAACUUGCCAAGGAGGAGAAGGGUCAUGGAUGUUUCACCAGCGCCUUCCUUGCGUUGCUCAAGAACGUUGGCGCAGAACAGCUGACCUAUGUCGAGACUUUAGACAAGAUGGAGCAGAUAGCUGGCCAAAAUCCGCAAUGCGAAGGUGCCUAUAGAGAUCGCAUUUUCUUUGACGCCAAAGCUCCUACCCCAGGCCGUGCAUGCUAUAACGUAACGUUCGAAAAUUCCGCUUACAUCAUGAAAGCUGGCUCGGCGCAUGGCAUUGGCCAUGGCGCUGAGUUUACCUUGUACAAGGACCAAGCCUCUCUUCUCACCACUCCACUCGGCGUCAUGACUGUCAAAAAGAUUACGCCAUUCAAAACUGAGCUCGAGGCAAAAAAGCAGCCUGGUCCCAAGAUAUCUGGAUCUGUACUCGCUCUGCAAACCAAGGCGGCGAUCGCGGAGGACCUUCUGCUCCACGUUCCUCUCAACCAAGAACUCCUUCCCGUGUUUCAAGCUCUUGCGUCGGAGCUGCAAGGCACAGGUCCCAACUCUUGUAAAAUUUCGCUAUGCGAAGACAGAAAGAAGUCAAGACUCGAAAUUGUAAUAGAGGAUAACAAACUGGUCUUCAACAUCCUUGACCAGCGGGUUCUCAAAUAUGGUUUAAGCCGAAUUCCAUACACCAUUGAACCGGACCCAGAAGACAUCCGCCCCGUCUUGAGGGCGGCUGCCCAUUACUAUUGGCACCUCAAUCGUACGCAACCGAACAACCAAAUCCAGAACAAUAUCAAGGUCGAGUUUUAUAAGCUACAGGAAUCAGAUACCGAUUUCGACGAGGCUGGUAGUCCAGAACGAUACCCAGUCGGAGACAAUCUCUGCCGCCAAGACGUUAUUGAGUUUACCGUGGAUGAUGAAGCUAUAUAUGGGAUCAAGAUCGUUAACAACACCCCAUGGGAUUUGUAUCCAAACGUUUUCUAUUUCGAUAACAGCGAACUGAGUAUCACGGCGUACUAUAAGUGCAAUGUCAGUACCAACUACCGUGUUGACGUCCCUUUACAAAAGAAGGGGGGGACCUUGACUCUCGGUUAUGGUUCAGCGGGAGAAACUCCGUUCGAAUAUUACAUUCCAGAUAAUCAAGACCUGGAUGUCGGCUUCCUCAAGACAUUUUUGUCUACAGAGCCUCUCGACCUUUCUAAGAUCCCCCAGCAUUCUCCCUUCGUUGAUGCACGUGGCAUGGGAGCUGCGAACAGAGAUCCCACUCCGACUUGGGGAAGCAUUCUCGUGCCUGUGGUCCAACAUCGCACUCCAUAG